Colletotrichum karsti is the source of this 882-nucleotide messenger RNA. RefSeq lists its product as uncharacterized. The transcript is spliced from 4 exons. Lineage: Eukaryota; Fungi; Ascomycota; Sordariomycetes; Glomerellales; Glomerellaceae. Bases 1 to 882 code for a protein of 293 amino acids. The record is from RefSeq and is a predicted model, not a curated record. Gene Ontology annotation, molecular function: protein binding.
AUGUUCAGCAGACGCUUCGAACCUCCGCAACAAAAGAGCUUCUUCAAAGGCCACAAGUCUUCCAAGUCCAGCUCCUCGUUCAGCAAGUCCAGCGGUGUUUCAAAACCUCGCCGCGAUUCCCGGGCCAGCAGGCGGCCGACGACAGCAACCUCGUCAGCCACCCAUGACACUGACAUGGGAAACAACCUCACCUCUGCGAUCGUAACUCUCGUCGUCGGCACCGAACAACGCCUCUUCGCCGCCCACGAAGACGUCCUCUGCGCAUCCCCCUUCUUCCAGGCCGCACUCAGAGGUGGCAACUACAUCGAGGGCUCGCCGUCCUCGUCCGCCGCACCAACUCGACGCAUCGCACUCUCCGACGAGGAACCCGAGAUCUUCUCCUCCGUCCUCGAGUACCUAUACAAGGGCGACUACUACCCGAAGCUGGUGCACAACAAGAGGCGCAACUCGUGGGAGAUCGAGCAGCCGUCCGCCGACGGCAAGGGCAUCGAGUCGACCGUCUAUCACCACGGUGUCGACGGCGACCUGCUCAAGGAUACCGUCAUCUACUGCGCUGCCGAAAAGUACGGUCUCGAGGAGCUCAAGCGGGUCUCUCUGAGAAAGCAGGGUCUUCAGUCCGGUAUUCAAUGCAGCACCAUCCUGGCUUCCGCCAGAUACGCAUACGCCAACACCCCCGACACCGACUCGAAGCUUCGUGCUCAUUACCUCGCCCUCAUCAUCCGCAGCCGGAGCACCUUCAAGCGGAGCGGCACCAUGCAGCUGGAGAUGUACAACGGCGGCACACAGCUCUUUUUCGAUCUUUUUGUCGCGCUCUGCAACCAUGUCGAUGAUAUCUCUACCGCAAACACUCCCCGCACACCUCGCAGCGGCCGCGGCUUCUAG